Messenger RNA from Frieseomelitta varia, 1763 nucleotides. RefSeq lists its product as uncharacterized. The record is from RefSeq and is a predicted model, not a curated record. Bases 612 to 1211 code for a protein of 199 amino acids. NCBI's taxonomy places the organism in Eukaryota, Metazoa, Arthropoda, Insecta, Hymenoptera, Apidae. The transcript is spliced from 4 exons.
UCGAAUCAUUCACAGUCAUUCCGCGACGUUGGUAGAUCGCGGCAGCGUCGAGGCGCGUUCUCUUCGCCAGGCGGAUCGAUUUUUCGAUUUUUCGUCGCAUCGUCAGCCGAAUUCUAUUGCCAGUCGAUUUCGAGUGAUACCGACUUAAAAUUUCGAAAUCUUCGCCGGCGAUUGCUGUGCCGCUGUUGCCGUGUGCUCGUGUCAGUGAUUUCAACAGACCUGUGCGUUUCGCGAGCUACCUAUUCGUCUUUUUACAGAAAACUCGAGGAAACAGAGGAAAUUGUCCGAUUGAAGGGGAAUACGUACCUGACGAAUUUCACUGUGCCGUCCGGUAUUCAUUCUCGAGUGUUUCGUUGCUGGGAGAUUGCGUCGGGAUUGCGACACGCACCGCACGAAGAAAGUGGAAGUGAACGGAGAGCGAAAGUUCUGUUGUAACAUUCUCCGCGUCGUUGAAAGUCGACGAUCCCUGGCCGAUCCCGAGCUUCGUGUGUUCGUCGAUGCUGCACACGGGUGUACCGGAGCAAGGACUAAGAUUCGAACGGGCAGAUCCAGUUGCGCGGCGCGUUCUUGCAAUCCUGAAGUGGAUCUGAAUCGGUGGAGGCCGGCAGUGAAUGGAGGAUCGCCGAUCGGUGCGGAGGCGGCGUUUCACGUUGCUCUACACGCCAAGGACGCGGGCCAGCAUGGUCAUGUACAUCAGCACCGUGCGUCUCGUGAUUCUCCUCGGGAUGUUCCUCAUGUUCACCGGCGACUACAGCUACCUGACCAACACGAUUUUCGGCCGAUCCUCCCGGGAAAAUAUCACCGAACCGGAUAAAAACCUGGACGAUGCCGGCAGCAAGCCGGCAGUGGCUCCUGCGAACGGGAUAGCCUUGGCAACGGUGAAGAAGGACAACGAGAAAGAGAAUGCGAUCUCACGACGUGCAAAGAUGAUGGCGACAAUCAAGACGGCUUGCUUGCCCAAGCUUAUAUGCGAACUGACCUCGUCCGUCCAUCAGGACCAGCUGAGUGAGAUGGAACGAACCUUGCUGAACUUAAUCAGGGACACGAGUUUGAACACGAUGGCGGAAGUGCGCUCGAGGUACCACUUUGCGGCGCAUAUGGGUCAACUGAUAUCCGGCGUGGAAGGUCAGGGAUGUCAUAAUUUCUACCCCACCUGCCCGCUGCCCGGCUCCAGCGUUCUCAACAUGAUGAAGAAGAUUCGCUUACGCUGACACCGCAGUGCCAAGCGGACAAACAAUGAAAAUAUGCGACGACGUAAUCUGUGAUAUCUCGCAGACGACAUUUUUCUUCUUCUUCUUCUUCUUCUUCUUCUUUGUAACGUUGCUACGACGAAGAUUCGACUUUUUUAAGAGUUGAAACGAAAGAAUUCAUCAUCGUGAAAAGAAAGAAGAUCGUGAACGAGGGGAAUGUGACGAGCUGGAUAAUGAUGUUUCGAGAUUGCAUUGAAGAUGAUUAAGAAACUUGUGUCUAGAUUAAGUGUACUUAAGGAAUGUACUCGAGUCCAGUGAACAGUCAUUGGAUUAGACAAUAGCGUUUAAUCGAUGUAAGAUUGCUUUAGACUUACUUUAAAUUGUUCAAGUGAAUCGAAUAGUAUUCAAUUCGCCUGAGAAAUCUCGUACGUUUAGGAGGAAAAAUAUAGUAAUUAUUUAUUUCUUGUCGACGAACGAUAUUUGACUCCUACGUUGUUUUAACGUAAGAUUUAUGAAACGAAAUUUUCUAUCACAAUCACACAGUGUCGAGAGUGAACGUUCUUUCGAUGUAUU